UUUCAAUAGUCUUGAAAAAUGUCAACUAAAGAGGACGCAAACACCAUUUUUGUUGCUCCUAUUUUCCAUCCUAUUCCUAUAACAAGGUGGUGGUCGAAGGAGACGGUGGUGAUAGUGACUGGAGCAAACAAGGGCAUCGGCUUUGCCCUAGUUAGGCAGCUGGCGGAACUUGGGCUCACGGUUGUUCUGACGGCCAGAGACCGUGGCCGCGGCCUUGCAGCCGUUGAAUCAUUGAAGAAUGAAGGCCUUCUCGUUCACUUUUGCAGCCUUGAUAUUUCUGACCAAAAUUCUAUCCAUGAUUUUGUGGAAUGGUUUCAACGUGCUUUUGGUGUUUUGGAUAUACUGAUAAAUAAUGCAGCAGUGUCGUUCAACAAGCUAUACACUAAUUCGGUGGAGCAGGCGGUGACGGUGGUGCGAACCAAUUUCUAUGGCCCAAAAUUACUGACCGAGGCCCUUCUACCGCUCUUCUGCCACCAGUCCACGACAGCCAGGAUUCUCAAUAUCAGCUCAAGGCUUGGGUCAUUAAAUAAGUUGAAGAAUCCCAAAUUAAAAGCAAUGCUUGUCGAUGAAGAAAAUCUAUCGGAAUCCCAAUUAGAUGGAAUGAUGAAUUUAUUUCUGGAAGAUGUGAAAAAUGGGACAUGGAAAGGCAAUGGAUGGCCUCAAAUUUGGACUGAUUAUGCAAUUUCAAAAUUGGCUCUUAAUUCAUACUCCAAAAUUUUGGCUAGACGUUACAAAGGGAAAGACCUAAUUAGUGUGAAUUGUUUCUGCCCCGGCUUCACUCAGACCUCUAUGACCGGCGGCAAGGGCUUGCACACAGCCGACACCGUGGCAGUGAUUGGCGCUCGUCUAGCCUUGCUCCCGCCGGAAGAGCUGCCCACGGGGAAGUUUUUUGUUAUAGGGUCGAGUGACCCUAUUUAUUCUAAGUUUUGA
Molecule: messenger RNA, 930 nt
Organism: Salvia hispanica
Lineage: Eukaryota; Viridiplantae; Streptophyta; Magnoliopsida; Lamiales; Lamiaceae
Product: (+)-neomenthol dehydrogenase-like
Cellular component (GO): membrane
Source: RefSeq, a predicted model, not a curated record